Molecule: messenger RNA, 1125 nt
Organism: Microthlaspi erraticum
Lineage: Eukaryota; Viridiplantae; Streptophyta; Magnoliopsida; Brassicales; Brassicaceae
Source: the annotation of a GenBank genome assembly
AUGGCGUCUCCAGAGAAGAAGAAGAUGGAGGAGUCGUCGCCGAGUCCUCAGAUAUUGACACAAAAUCCGUCACUUCCCCAUGAUCUGCUAAUGACGUGCGUGGCAAGCGUGUCAAGAUUGUAUUAUCCGACUCUCUCCCUUGUCUCCAAGAGCUUUCGAUCUCUACUUGCUUCAACGGAGCUUUACAAGGCCCGGUCAAUGUUAGGACACACCGAUCGUUGUCUCUACGUGUGCUUAAAGUCUUCUGAUGAAUGGCGCUUGUUCACCCUAUGCCGAAAACCAAACAAAACCCUAACCAAUAAGGAGAAAAGGAAGUCCAGUGGGUAUGUUUUGGUUACUGUUCCAACUAUCCGCUCUCUUCGUGACGGUUUUUCGUCUCUUGUAGCGGUUGGUUCUCAUAUCUACAACAUCGGAUCCGGAUCAAGCUACUACAACGAGCCAUCCUCUAGUGUCACGGUUCUGGAUUGUCGGUUUCACACGUGGCAUGAGGGCACAAGAAUGCGGGUGGAGGUAAUGCCACUUACUGUCGCGGUCCUUGAUCGGAAGAUAUAUGUAGCAGGAAUCCGUGAAGAUUCCUAUGAGGACAUAUUCGAGGUGUUGGACACAGAAACACAAACUUGGGAUCCUGUGCCUCUCCCUUACAGAACGUCAGGUAAAUACUUUUCUGGAACCGCAAGAAGCGCAUGUAUUGACGGAAAGAUUCACGUGGUUAAUGAUGUAGACGAAACGUUUUGUUACGAUCCCAAGAAAGGUAGAUGGGAUCAACGAAAUAUGAGUCUUUGGUAUUGGGAUGCUUAUUGCGAGAUAGAGAAUGUUUUGUAUUCUGCUUCGAGAAGAGUGUUUAGAUGGUAUGACCGUAAGGAAAGCUGGUGGAGAGAUUUGAAGGGUUUGGUAGGACUGCCUAGCUUACUUCAUGGUGGUUGUGUUAGAAUGGUUGAUUAUGGUGGUAAUAUGGUGGUUUUGUGGGACGAGAUUUUGCGUGAAGAGAAGAUGAUUUGGUGUGCGGAGAUUGCGCUUGAAAGGCGUGGGAGUUGUGAGAUUUGGGGAAAAGUUGAGUGGUUUGAUCAUAUGCUUACGGUUCCUAAAGAAUAUAAUUCCGUGAAUCUUCUUGUUGCUACUGUUUAA